This is a messenger RNA of Prorocentrum cordatum, 1251 nucleotides long. The record is from the annotation of a GenBank genome assembly. Lineage: Eukaryota; Dinophyceae; Prorocentrales; Prorocentraceae.
AUGUCUGAGGAGGGUAUACUGAAGCUGACCGUGAAGUCUCUAUCCAACCUGUCAGAUUCUUUCGAGGUUGAGAUAUCAGAAGACGAGACUGUGGAGUCACUUGUUGUAUGCAUCUUCUCCGUUCGGCCAGAUCUGGGCGAGGAGCUGCGGAUCGUGCACAGACAGCGCAUUCUCAAGACAGAGACUGUGCUCAAAGAUGCAGGAGUUCUCUCGGGUGAUUUAGUGGUGGCCGCAAGAGCGGCGAAAGCCGCAUGGCCCCCGGCGCCAGCAGCAGACGCGGCGAAGCAGGCCGAGGUUCCAGCGGCGUCUGCAGACGAGGCCAAGCCAGGGGCCGCACCAGCGGCGGAACCGCCGAAGGAUGCGAAGGCAGUCGAGGCCCCCACGCCCCCAGCAGAGGAGGUGAAGCCAGCGGCAGCCCCAGAGCAGGCGGAGCCAGAAGCAGCCCUGGCGACGCCCACGGCUGAGGUGCAGCCUGCUGAGGCCCCACUGCCAGCAGCGGACGAAGCGACGCCCGCUGAGGCUCUGGCAACAGCCGCGGAGGAGGCGAAGCUGGAGGUUUCACUUGCAGCGCCCACCACCGAGGCGACGCCGGCUGAUGCUGCAGAGGAGGCGAAGCAGGCUAAGCAGGCCCAGGACGCGGACGCUGCUGGGAUGGCCGCGCUCCCCGAGGAGGGCCCGCCCUCGGCCUCCAUCCUGGAGCUGGCUCGGAGGCUCGAGGCUGGCCUGGGAGACGCGCACCCAGGAGAGGUCGCGGCCGCCCUGCGCCGCGCGGCGGCGCGCGUGGAAGCCCUCGAGGGCAGCCUGAGCGAGUUCGGCCGCGCGCUGCAGCUCACGCACAUGCUCUCCGGGCAGGUCCUCCAGGGCUUCGGCGGCCUGUCCGGAGACGCCGGCCAGGCGCGUCCGCCGGGAGGCGGCGGCGGGCGCGAGGAGGAGGCCCCCCGGUCCUUCCUCGUCAAGAAGGGCGACGCCGAGCUGCAAGAGCAGCACCGCCAGGCCGCCGCCGUGCGCCCGUCGGGCCUCAGUCGCCAGACGUCCGGGGGGAGCUCCGGCGGCGGCGCCCUCUCGACCGCCGGCACGCCCAUGACGAAGGAGGAGAUGGACAGGGCGCGGAAGGCGCGCCUCGAGAUGCUGGAGGCACAGCAGGCGGAGAAGAAGCGGGAGAAGGAGGAGGGCGAGUCGAAGUCGCGCGCCAGGGAGGCGAUGUUCAAUCCGCUGCCGCCCGGUCCCUCGAAGCCGCUGGGCAAGUUCUGA